CGCAGCCCUCAGAGCGGUGGGACAUCGCCCCGCCAGCCCCCUCCUGCCGCAAAAAGGCGUGUUUCUCAGAAGCAAUAAGAUUAAGUGGAUCAGCUGGUGUGCUUUGUGUCUGGUGGAAAGAAGCUUAUUUAAAUUAAGAGGACCAGAGAAUCAGUGCUUCAGUCCAGAAAGAAGAUGGGUUCCACAGAAGACCUUGACUAUCCCCAAGUCAUCUUGCAAUACAGCAGUGGAUUUUUAGUCUCAAAGGUUAUGUUCACUGCCUGUCAGUUGGGGGUGUUUGAUCUGCUGGAGUCAGAAGGGCCUCUGUCUUCAGAUGCCAUUGCUGCACGCUUGGGUACCAGCACCAUGGGGAUGGAAAGACUGCUGGAUGCCUGUGUGGGAUUGAAGCUCCUGGCAGUAGAGCUGACACAAGAAGGAGCCCUCUACCGAAACACAGACAUUUCCAACAUCUAUCUUACCAAAUCAAGUCCCAAGUCUCAAUAUCACAUUAUGAUGUAUUACUCCAACACAGUCUACUUGUGCUGGCACUACCUGGCUGAUGCUGUGAGAGAAGGAAGAAACCAAUAUGAAAGAGCUUUUGGCAUUUCAUCUGAAGACCCUUUUGGAGCAAUGUACAGAUCAGAAGAAGAAAUGCUGAGUUUCAUGGCUGGCCAGAACUCAGUAUGGAGUGUAUGUGGCAGGGAUGUUCUUGCUGCAUUUGACCUUUCCCCUUUCACGCAGAUCUAUGACCUGGGAGGAGGUGGAGGAGCUUUGGCCCGGGAGUGUGUUUCUUUGUACCCAAAUUCCACAGUCACAAUUUAUGACCUGCCAAAAGUUGUGCAGUUGGCCAAAGAGCAAUUUGUUCCCCCUGAGGAGUGUCGGAUCAAUUUCCAUGAAGGAGACUUCUUUAAUGAUUUAAUUCCAGAAGCUGAGCUGUACAUUUUAUCCAAGAUACUGCAUGAUUGGGAUGAUGACAAAUGCAGGCAACUGCUGGCAAAAGUCUACAAGGCUUGCAAACCUGGUGGUGGGGUGCUGCUGGUUGAAUCGCUUCUGAAUGAAGACAAAAGUGGGCCUUUAGAAACCCAACUGUAUUCGAUGAACAUGUUGGUGCAGACAGAAGGAAAAGAGAGAACAGCAGCAGAGUACAGCAAGCUCCUGGAGACAGCUGGCUUUGGAGACGUUCAAGUCAAGAGGACUGGAAAACUCUAUGAUGCUGUUUUAGGAAGGAAAUAAUAGAAUGUCUUUUAUGUACCUAACUGUCACAUUCUCUUCUUAGAGGGAAUAAUCAACUUAGCUUUUAGUUAAAGUAACUAACUGAUAUUUUGUCAGGAGAAUCACUGAUUAUAGAUCUUGAGCAUGCAUGGGUUGUGAGUCUGGUAGCCUGAUUGGGGCUUCCCUUUAGAUCUGGAAGGUAAAGAAAGAAAUCAACCUAUUCCACAAUAAAUAUCACAUAACAGAAAUGUACAAUGUGUCUGCUUCAAUUUUUUUAAAUUCUUUCCAGUUAUAACACUAUAUCUGACAAAA
This is a messenger RNA of Apus apus (common swift), 1503 nucleotides long. RefSeq names its product acetylserotonin O-methyltransferase (gene ASMT). Gene Ontology annotation, biological process: methylation; melatonin biosynthetic process. Bases 175 to 1212 code for a protein of 345 amino acids. Lineage: Eukaryota; Metazoa; Chordata; Aves; Apodiformes; Apodidae. Gene Ontology annotation, molecular function: acetylserotonin O-methyltransferase activity. The record is from RefSeq and is a predicted model, not a curated record. The transcript has 9 exons.